This is a messenger RNA of Zophobas morio, 1252 nucleotides long. Its product is annotated as serine protease persephone-like. Gene Ontology annotation, molecular function: serine-type endopeptidase activity. The coding region runs from base 1 to 1128 and encodes 375 amino acids. The record is from RefSeq and is a predicted model, not a curated record. NCBI's taxonomy places the organism in Eukaryota, Metazoa, Arthropoda, Insecta, Coleoptera, Tenebrionidae. The transcript is spliced from 3 exons. Gene Ontology annotation, biological process: proteolysis.
AUGUUUCAAACUAAGAACUGGGCAUUCUACGGUUUAGUAAUUGGAUUUUCUUUGGUUUACAUCUAUUGCAAACCCAAUGAAUUAUAUGAGAGUUCAAAUUGUCAUAAUUCUGACGCUCCAGGGAAAUGUAUCCCUAUCACACAAUGCACUUCAGCACUGGAAGCAAUAAAAAAACAACAUUCUCAUGGGUUGCAACGUUGCGGUUUUGAAGGACUUGUGGAAAUAGUGUGCUGUCCAGAUUCAGAAAUGCAGCAGAACCAUACAGACAAACCACCUAACGAAGACGACAACACCGAAAACACAACUUCAUUUAAAGGCGGCGUUAUAACCAGAAAGAGUCAAAAGGCGUGCGACAAAUAUUCCACAGCUUUACCACCAGUUCUGGUCUCCUACAUUCUGGGUGGAGAGGAUACACAACUAGGAGAAUUCCCUCACAUGACCGCACUUGGUUUCUUCAGCAAAGAAGACAAUAUGUAUAGAUUUGACUGUGGCGGUACUUUAAUUUCCCCUUAUUAUAUAGUGACCGCAGCGCACUGUGUUGUAAAUGUUCAGGGCAACGAGCUGAAGAUAGCAAGACUAGGUGUGAUCAAUGUUCCGGGAAUGGUGGAAAAGCCUGAUCCGAAAAUAGAUUAUAACGUCAUCAACGUUACAAUUCAUAAACACUAUGAUGGCCGAAAAAAGUUCAGCGACAUAGCUUUAGUGAAGCUUGAGAAAGAAGUUACAUUUACUGAUACUAUUCGGCCAGCUUGUUUGUACACAAAGAGUGAUAUCCCUGAAGAAUUAAUUGUAACUGGAUGGGGAGCUGAACGCGUCGGAGGCGAGAGAAGUAGUAUUCUCCAAAAAGCGAUUUUAUACUCUAUGAAUUUGCAAGAAUGUAGUCGUUUAUAUCAGAAAAAAGUUCAAAAACAGAUAACGGAAAACCAAAUAUGUGCGAUCAGCAAUAUCAGCAGUGCUUGCCAGGGAGACUCCGGAGGACCUUUGCAGAUUCAAAGCAGGAUUAAAUUAUUAACAGUUGUUGGACUCUCAUCAUACGGUAUUAGCUGUAGCGGUCAGUAUCCUGGAAUUUACACAAAAAUUAGUAGUUAUUUAGACUGGAUUGAAGAGAUAGUUUGGUCAGGAACCGUGUAGUAAAUUGCCAUCUCAACAUCCAGGAGUCGACGUGCUAGUGUUUUGAUGGAUUUUUCUAAUAAAUGUGAUUAUUUUUGCCACAAAGUUAAUUUAUUUUAAUAUUUACGAUAUAUAUAUAUAUAUA